Molecule: messenger RNA, 4170 nt
Organism: Ochotona princeps (American pika)
Lineage: Eukaryota; Metazoa; Chordata; Mammalia; Lagomorpha; Ochotonidae
Gene: GNPTAB
Product: N-acetylglucosamine-1-phosphate transferase subunits alpha and beta
Exons: 21
Coding region: 308-4063 (1251 amino acids)
Biological process (GO): N-glycan processing to lysosome; carbohydrate phosphorylation
Cellular component (GO): Golgi apparatus
Molecular function (GO): calcium ion binding; UDP-N-acetylglucosamine-lysosomal-enzyme N-acetylglucosaminephosphotransferase activity
Source: RefSeq, a predicted model, not a curated record
GCGACCUCCGCGCCGCGGCCGCUGCCUCCGCCUCCCGCCGGGAGCGACCCGGGCGGCGCCGGCCGCCUCGAGCGGGCCGCGGGUCCGCCUCCGCCGCGCCGAGGGCGUGGGCUCCGGGCUCCCGGAAGCGGCGGGCCGCGGCGUGGAGCCGAGCGGGCGCCCGUCCCCGGAGUGGCAAUGCGCGGCGGCUGGCGGCGGUGACCUGAGCGCGGCGGCCCGGGCCGGGGCCUCUCCAUGGCGGCUCGCUGAGGCUGAGGCUGAGGCUGAGGCGGCGGCGGCGGCUGUUAGCGUGGCGGCGGCCGAGGGGAUGCUGCUCAAGCUUUUGCAGAGACAGACCUAUACCUGCCUGUCCCACAGGUAUGGGCUCUACGUCUGCUUCGUGGGCGUCGUGGUCACCAUCGUCUCCGCCUUCCAGUUCGGAGAGGUGGUUCUGGAAUGGAGCAGGGAUCAAUACCAUGUUUUGUUUGAUUCCUACAGAGACAAUAUUGCUGGGAAAUCCUUUCAGAAUCGGCUCUGUCUGCCCAUGCCAAUCGAUGUGGUUUAUACCUGGGUGAAUGGCACAGAUGUUGAACUACUGAAGGAACUGCAGCAGGUCAGAGAACAGAUGGAAGAAGAGCAGAAAGCGAUGAGAGAAAUCCUUGGAAGGAAUACAACAGAACCCACUAAAAAGAGUGAGAAGCAGUUGGAAUGCCUGCUGACACACUGCAUCAAGGUGCCGAUGCUGGUCCUGGACCCGGCCCUGCCAGCCAACAGCACCCUCAAGGACCUGCCAUCGCUUCAUCCUUCUUUCCAUUCUGCCAGUGACGUGUUUAAUGUUGCAAAACCCAAAAACCCUUCUACUAAUGUCUCAGUUAUUGUUUUCGACAGUGCUAAGGAUGUUGAAGAUGCCUACACUGGACUGUUGAAACGAAACAGCAGACAGGCAGUUUGGAGGGGCCACUUGACGACAGAUAAAGAAGUCCCCGGCUUAGUACUAAUGCAAGAUCUGGCUUUCCUAAGUGGAUUUCCUCCAACAUUCAAGGAAACAAGUCAACUGAGAACAAAACUGCCAGAAAAUCUUUCUUCUAAAAUUAAGCUGUUGCAGUUGUAUUCAGAAGCCAGUGUGGCACUUCUAAAAUUGAAUAGCCCUAAGGAUUUCCAAGAACUGAAUAAGCAAACUAAGAAGAACAUGACCAUUGAUGGAAAAGAAUUGACCAUAAGUCCUGCAUAUCUGUUAUGGGAUCUGAGCGCCAUCAGCCAGUCCAAGCAGGAUGAAGACGUGUCUGCCAGCCGAUUUGAAGACAACGAGGAGCUGAGGUACUCGCUGCGGUCUAUCGAGAAACAUGCGCCGUGGGUUCGGAAUAUUUUCAUUGUCACCAACGGACAGAUCCCAUCCUGGCUGAACCUUGACAAUCCCCGAGUGACGAUCGUAACACACCAGGAUGUUUUUCGAAAUUUGAGUCACUUGCCUACCUUUAGCUCACCUGCAAUCGAAAGUCACAUCCAUCGUAUCGAAGGCCUGUCCCAGAAGUUCAUUUACCUGAAUGAUGAUGUUAUGUUUGGGAAGGAUGUCUGGCCAGAUGAUUUUUACAGUCACUCCAAGGGCCAGAAGGUUUACUUGACAUGGCCUGUGCCCAACUGUGCCGAGGGCUGCCCGGGGUCCUGGAUCAAAGAUGGCUAUUGUGACAAGGCUUGUAAUAAUUCAGCCUGUGACUGGGACGGUGGUGAUUGCUCGGGCAACAGUGCAGGGCAUCGGUACGCUGCCGGAGGUGGGGGUACCGGGAACCUGGGGGUUGGACAGCCCUGGCAGUUUGGUGGAGGACUAAACAGCGUCUCAUACUGUAACCAAGGAUGUGCAAAUUCCUGGCUUGCCGAUAAAUUCUGCGACCAAGCCUGCAACGUGUUGUCCUGUGGGUUUGAUGCUGGAGACUGUGGGCAAGAACAUUUUCAUGAAUUGUAUAAAGUAACUCUUCUCCCAAACCAGACUCACUAUGUUCUUCCAAAAGGUGAAUGCCUGCCUUAUUUCAGCUUUGCAGAAAUAGCCAAAAGAGGAGUUGAAGGGGCCUACAGUGACAACCCAAUCAUUCGACAUGCUUCUAUUGCCAAUAAGUGGAAAACCAUCCAUCUCAUAAUGCACAAAGGGAUGAAUGCAACCACGAUACAUUUUAAUCUCACGUUUCAGAAUUCACGUGAUGAAGAGUUCAAAACCCAGAUAACAGUAGAGGUGGAUACAAGAGAGGGACCAAAAGCGAACACUACGACCCAGAAGUCUUAUGAAAAUCCAGUUAGCCCCGUAACACCUCUAACAGAGAUGGAGGUCCUUUUUGAAGAUAUCCCAGAAGAAAAACGUUUCCCAAAGGUCAGGAGAUCUGAUGGAAACACAACAGGGCGAGCCCAAGAGCAGGUGGAAAUCCCUCUGGUAAACACUUCUCUCCUUCCCAAAGAGAUCCAGCUGAAGCUCCACUACCUGGAUUUGCAGCUGGAACAAGGAGACAUCACCGUGAAAGGCUACAAUUUAUCCAAGGCAGCCUUGCUGACAUCCUUUCUGAUGAGUUCACAAGAUGCCAACGUCAAAGUAAGUCCAGCUGUAAGAACAGACGUGACAAACGACAGCAUGGAAGCCCCACCACUGGAGAAACAGGGCUACGAAAGUAUCUCACCAAGCAGCCCGGGGGCAUCCCGAGGACAGUGGUCAGCUUUUCCAGCAGGCACAGUGAAAGCAAAUGGGCACUACCAGACUCAGAAUCCCCCCUUGGUGUUGGGGGCCAAAAGGAGAUUUAGGUCAGAAGCUCAGACUCACAGAGUAGCAGGUGCGUCGAAAGAAAAGCUGUCUUCUCUUGUUGUUCCGUUGGAAAACCAUGAGGCCGAAGGAAAAAUCACAGGGGGAGAAGAGGAAGCAAACAGAAUGAACCCCAUUCCUACAGAUCACAAUGAAGUGAUACCUGGAAGGAGACUGCAGCAUUAUAUAGAAAGCUACCGGGGCUUUUUGCCAUGGGAGAAGAAAAAAUUUUUCCAAGAUCUUCUUGAUGAAGAAGAGUCGUUGAAGACACAAUUGGCCUACUUUACUGAUAGCAGACGAACUGGGAGGCAACUACAAGACACGUUUGCAGAUUCUCUCCGAUAUGUAAAUAAAAUUCUAAAUAGCAAGUUUGGGUUCACAUCCCGGAAAGUCCCUGCACACAUGCCUCACAUGAUCGACCGGCUCGUUAUGCAGGAGCUGCAAGAUAUGUUCCCUGAAGAAUUUGACAAGACAUCAUUUCACAAAGUGCGCCAUUCGGAGGAUAUGCAGUUUGCCUUCUCUUAUUUUUAUUAUCUCAUGAGUGCUGUUCAGCCUCUGAAUAUUUCUCAAGUCUUUGAUGAAAUUGAUACAGAUCACUCUGGUGUCUUGUCUGACAGAGAGAUCCGAACUCUGGCCACCCGGAUUCAUGACCUCCCCUUAAGUUUGCAGGAUUUAACAAGUUUGGAACACAUGCUGAUAAAUUGCUCCAAAAUGCUUCCUGCUAAUAUCACACAACUAAGCAAUAUUGCACCAACUCAAGAAGCUUACUACGAUCCCAACCUGCCGCCAGUCACUAAAAGUCUGGUAACCAGCUGUAAACCAGUAACUGACAAAAUCCACAAAGCGUAUAAUGACAAAAACAAAUACAGGUUUGAAAUCAUGGGAGAAGAAGAAAUUGCUUUUAAAAUGAUUCGUACCAAUGUUUCUCAUGUCGUUGGCCAGUUGGAUGACAUAAGGAAAAACCCCAGGAAGUUUGUUUGCCUGAAUGACAACAUUGACCACAAUCAUAAAGACGCCCAGACGGUGAAGGCUGUUCUCAGGGACUUCUAUGAAUCCAUGUUUCCCAUUCCUUCCCAGUUCGAGCUGCCGAGAGAGUAUCGAAACCGCUUCCUUCACAUGCAUGAGCUACAGGAAUGGAGAGCCUAUCGGGACAGGUUGAAGUUCUGGACCCACUGUGUGCUGGCAACACUCAUUAUAUUUACUGUAUUCUCCUUUUUUGCUGAACAGCUAAUUGCACUUAAGCGGAAGAUAUUUCCCAGAAGGCGGACACACAAAGAAACUAGUCCUGAUCGAAUCAGGGUAUAGGAGGUCUUCGUUGGAAAAUCAUCUACCUCAGCAUUUACUGAGUAUUUUAAAACUUAGCAUCACCAAGUUGUCUUCGUGAUGUGCGGCUCGGCCAGCUUGGCCUGAAG